CCUUUCCAUUAAGAAAUUAACAUGACUCGGGAUCAACUCAGCUUAUUUUUCCGGAUCCUCAUAUUUGUUGGGUUGUUGCAUAGCCAGGCAUCCUGUAAACCGCAAGUCCCAUGUUACUUCAUAUUUGGGGACUCAUUGGUUGAUAGUGGCAAUAACAAUGGCCUCAAAACAGCCGUGAAAGCCAAUUUUCCGCCGUAUGGGAUUGAUUUUCCAGAAGGCGUCACAGGCAGAUUCACGAACGGUCGAAAUGUUGCAGAUAUCAUUGGUCAAUACCUGGGUUUUGUUAACUUCAUCCCACCUUACGCUACAGUAACAGACCAAGUAAUUAGCACAGGUGUAAACUACGGUAGUGGCGCUGCUGGUAUUCGAGAGGAAUCUGGAAAUUUUGUGGGUGAUCGGAUCAGUUUGGAUAGGCAAUUACUUAAUCACGUAACAACAAUUUCACGCAUUUCUGCGUUGCAAAGAAACAAGACAUUUACCAAUGAAUACCUUAUGAAAUGCAUUUACUUAGCAGAUAUUGGAAGCAAUGAUUACGUCAGCAACUACUUCAUACCUAGUAUUUACAACACGAGUAGUAUAUAUACUGUUGAGGAAUAUGCAGUAGUCCUUGCGGAACAAUACUAUGAACAACUAACGAAGUUGUAUAAUUUGGGAGCUAGGAAAGUUAUUGUGUUUGGUCUGGGUCAGUUAGGUUGCAUGCCAGGUGAGAUAGCAUUGCAUGGAACUAAUGGAAAACCAUGCGUUGAGUGGAUUAAUGAUGCAGUUAAGCUAUUUAAUGACCAGCUUAAGCAUCUUGUAGAGAAGCUGAACAAAGAGCAUAAUUGUGAUGGAAAAUUCACAUUUAUUAACAUUACAAGCAUGUCAGCAGCACAAGAAGAUAUACCUAAUCCAAAUGUUCCUUGUUGUCAAGUAACGAAUGGACAAUGUGUUCCAAAUUCGAUCCCAUGUCCUGAUCGAGAUUUGUAUAUGUACUAUGAUUCUUUCCACCCCACAGAAGUUGCAAACACAAUCAUUGCAAAAAGGUCAUACAUUGCACUUUCAACCAUGGAUGCAUCUCCAUAUGAUAUCAGUCAUUUAGCUCGACUUUAA
This is a messenger RNA of Lactuca virosa, 1089 nucleotides long. NCBI's taxonomy places the organism in Eukaryota, Viridiplantae, Streptophyta, Magnoliopsida, Asterales, Asteraceae. The record is from the annotation of a GenBank genome assembly.